AAAGAAGUAAGCAGAGCGCUCUGAAUCGUUCCGACAGAAACCCUAACCAAAAUUCCGCGGCGGUGCGAUCAAAAUCUCCGGGAACCAAUGGCCAAUCUCCGAGGACUCCUAACCUACUGCCAACGCUCCUUCACUCAAUCCAUGCUCAAACCUCCGAACAACCUCCUCAGUCAAACCCAAACCAGACACAUCACGACGACGCUCGCCAAACCCGCGGCGUCGUCGAAACACAGCGGCACGGAGCAAGGGGUGAAGCGAAACGGCGCCGAUCACAGGCGCAGGCUGCUCGCGGCGAGGUUCGAGCUGAGGAGGAAGCUCUACAAGGCCUUCUGCAAAGAUCCGGAGCUUCCCGUCGAAAUGCGGGAGAAGAAUCGGUACAAGCUGUCGAAGCUGCCGAGGAACAGCGCGUUCACGAGGAUAAGGAACAGGUGCGUGUUCACGGGUCGGUCUAGGUCCGUUACGGAGCUGUUUAGGAUGUCUCGGAUC
Molecule: messenger RNA, 486 nt
Organism: Raphanus sativus (radish)
Lineage: Eukaryota; Viridiplantae; Streptophyta; Magnoliopsida; Brassicales; Brassicaceae
Product: ribosomal protein S14, mitochondrial-like
Biological process (GO): translation
Cellular component (GO): small ribosomal subunit; ribosome
Molecular function (GO): structural constituent of ribosome
Source: RefSeq, a predicted model, not a curated record